Molecule: messenger RNA, 924 nt
Organism: Moesziomyces aphidis
Lineage: Eukaryota; Fungi; Basidiomycota; Ustilaginomycetes; Ustilaginales; Ustilaginaceae
Source: the annotation of a GenBank genome assembly
AUGGAUAGCGGCGGCCGUCAAAGUGCCACUGCUCCGCCCGGCAAGCUGCGUCAACAUGACCCAACACCCCAACAUGGCCGACGCCCGCCGCCAACCAGCGUCCGAUCCCCUGCUCCCCUGCUCUCGACCCCGAAUCCUACUUAUAACGCUGCUCUCCCUGCGUCGUACUCCUCCAUCCUGAACCACACGCUACUUCAUCUUGUCACAAUGUCCGAGAUCAAGAACAACGAGAACGGCUACCAGGGUGGUGUGCAGACCAUGCGCGCGCUCACGCCUGGCGGCCACCCCAUGGACUCGUCCCAGCCGGCCUUCCCCGUCUACCACCGCAAGUUUGCCAACCCUGCUCCGCUCGGACUGUUCGGUUUCGCUGCCACCACGUUUGUGCUGUCGAUGUUCAACGUCAAGGCACGCGGUGUGACGGUGCCCAACGUCGUCGUGGGUCUUGCCAUCGGCUAUGGUGGAUUGGCGCAGUUCCUCGCAGGCAUGUGGGAGUUUGCGGCAGGUAACACGUUCGGUGCGACUGCAUUCGCGUCCUACGGUGCCUUCUGGUGGUCGUACGCCAUCAUUCAGAUCCCCUGGUUCGGCAUCGUCCAGGGCAACUACAACCAGAACGGCGUGCCCGAGGCACAACUCGCCAACGCGCUCGGAAUCUACCUCAGCGCCUGGUUCAUCUUUACCUUCAUCAUGCUGCUCGCAUCGUUCCGUUCGUCGGUCGGCCUCGUGUCGCUCUUCUUCUUCCUCGACAUCACCUUCCUCCUGCUCUUCGUCGCCGAGUUUACGGGCAACGCAAAGGUUCAGACCGCAGGCGGAUCGUUUGGCAUCCUCACCGCCGCAAUCGCCUGGUACGUCGGCGCGGCAGGUCUGCUCACCCCAGACACGAGCUUCUUCACGCUCCCCGUCAUCGAGCUCUCCCGCAAGGACUAG